AUGUCUCGUCUUACGAUUCUCUUUGUCGUCGUUGCAGCGUAUGAAGUGCUUGGAGAUGCUGUGAGGAAAGACGUCGCUGUUGCUGAUUCUAGUGUAGCCGCUAGUGGCUUAAUCGGCUAUGGCUAUGGUGGAGGCCUUAAACUCGGCGCACCAUCAGCUGGCAUUGUUGUACCUGGAGGAAUUGGAAGUGGAUUAAUAGGAUCUGGAAUUGAAUAUAUCAACGGUGGGGGUAGUGGAUCUCUUAAUAAUGCGGCCGCCGCAGGCGCUGCACAACUUAGUGCUAUCCAAAAUGCCCAAGCGGUUCAAGCUACUCAGAUAGCCAAUGCUGCUGCCGCCGCCAUCCAAGGAGCCCGAGUUCUUGAGGCUCAAGCAAGAGCCGGUCAAGCUAAUGCUAUUCAGAAUGCCCAGGCCUUGAAUGCUGCUCGUGUCGCUAACCUUCAAAGAGCACAAGCAGCUGCUUACGAAAACGCCCGUGCAGUUGAAGCCGCGAGACGUGCUGGCGAGGCCGCAGCAGUUGAGGUCGCUCGUGCUGUUCAAGCGGAACGCGCCGCUAAUGCUGCCCGUGUUGAGGCUGCAGCUAUUGCUAACUCACGAGCUGUAGAAGCAGCUCGUAUUGCUAACGCUGCAAGGGCUCAAGCCGCUGCUGUUGCAACCAGUGCAGCUCAGGCUCAGGCCGUUGCUGAUACUGUAGCUAGAAAUGCUGGAAAUGGAGCACUCCUACUGGGUGGUGGUGGCCUUGGAAAUGGUGGACUCAUUGGAAACGGUGGACUUAUUGGUAACGGUGGAUCAAUAGCACCACUUGCCGUCGGUUCCAGUUAUGGUCUUGGAUCUCUCGGUAAUCUUGGAGGUCUUGGAGGUCUGGGAGGUUUGGGAAAUCUUGGAGGUCUUGGUUUAGGAUUAGGAAAAGGUAUUCACUAA
This is a messenger RNA of Danaus chrysippus (African queen), 918 nucleotides long. The record is from the annotation of a GenBank genome assembly. NCBI's taxonomy places the organism in Eukaryota, Metazoa, Arthropoda, Insecta, Lepidoptera, Nymphalidae.